AAUCACUUCCUGUGUUUCAUCAAGACCAAACCUACCGGUAGACUGAGGUCGACUGUUUCUUAGGAUUUAAAAAAAUGUUUUCCAGACUUGCAAGACCCUCUCAAAUUAUUUUUGUCGCAAGGAAGCACUUUUCGACUUCUUCUAAGACUCUACCAGACUCUACCUGCAUCGGCCCAUGGAAUGACAGCAAAGUAGCAGUGUUGGGAGCUGCUGGUGGAAUUGGCCAGCCCCUGUCCCUCCUGUUGAAACAGUCACCUCUCAUUUCACACCUCUCCCUCUAUGACAUUGCUCACACACCUGGAGUGGCUGCUGACCUCAGCCAUAUUGAGACUCGACCAAAAGUGACUGGCCACAUGGGAGAUGAGCAACUGGCAGAUUGCGUUAAAGAUGCUGACUUGGUGCUUAUACCUGCUGGAGUACCCAGGAAACCUGGUAUGACCCGUGAUGACUUGUUCAACACAAAUGCCAGCAUUGUGGCCAAUCUGAUUGAUUCAUGUGCACAGAACUGCCCAAAAGCUAUGAUUGGCAUCAUCACCAACCCUGUGAACUCCACCGUGCCCAUCGCCUCUGAGGUGUUGAAGCUUCGUGGUGUGUACGACAAGAAUAGAGUGUUUGGUGUGACCACCUUGGAUGUUGUAAGGUCCAACACAUUCAUUGCUGAAGCAAAGGGUUUGGAUGUGAACAAAGUGUUCUGUCCAGUAAUUGGAGGCCACAGUGGCAUCACCAUCGUACCAGUGAUCUCGCAGUGCUCCCCGUCCGUGUCCUUCCCUCAGGAUCAAAGAGCGGCCAUCAGUGUGAGAAUCCAAAAUGCUGGCACUGAAGUGGUGGAAGCGAAGGCUGGAGCUGGCUCGGCUACACUGUCCAUGGCUUACGCUGCUGCGGAGUUUGCCAACUCCCUGCUGGAGGCCAUGAACGGCACAGAAGGCAAAGUGCAGUGUGCCUUUGUUGCCUCAGACGAGACGGACGCCAAGUACUUCGCCACACCAGUCUUGUUAGGGAAAAAUGGAGUGGAGAAAAAUCUGGGCAUUGGCCACUUGCUAGACUAUGAACGCAAACUUGUCACCGCUGCCAUGGAUGAACUGAAGUCAAACAUCGAGAAAGGAGAAGAGUUUGUCGCGAAGCAGUUCAAGAAAUAGACGUUGCAACUGGGAAGUAUUAAGACCAUUUAAACUUGUGAUGACAACAUGCUGAGUGGGGAGUUGUUUCUGUUGGUGGCAGGCUUUUGAUGAUGCUUGCUCCUCUGCACACAUAAGUGCAUACCUCAUCUUGUUCAUUUUGUACUCCCGAGCCAAUUUUUAAUUUUCAUUACCCUGAAACAGAUACGGUACAUGAGAUUGUAAGCAGAGUUAUUUCCUUGUUUAUUUAUGUGAUGACUACUGUUGGUCUGUGUUUUGAAUACUCACUGAGAUUCAAAAUGUUUUAAAUAUAACUUCAUUUUAAUUUUUAUGGCUGAAGAAUGAACAUUGAGUAAUAAAUUUCAGGUGCUGUUUAGUUUGUUAGGUUUUUGUACCAACAAGACUGGUUUGAUAUUGUUGAAGACACAGAGCCUGCCACCAACAGGACUGUGUGUGAAAGGACAUCUGUGGAAAAUACGAGAAGAAUGGGAUUAUAUUUUGGUUUUCUAGACAUACAUAUAUACAUAUAUUAUGUGUGUGUGUUGUUACUGUUAAAGCUCAGCUUUGUAAAAAAGGGAGAACUUACUUAUUCUCUGUUCAUGUAGAAUUCCUUUUGUUUUCGUACUGCCUUGUGCAAGUAGCAGUUCAUGAGCAUGGAGAUAGACAGCAUUUGCUGCCAUUAGAAAGUGGUUUUUGUUUUGUAAUUCUAUUAGAUCCGUAGAGAAACAUACAGAUGGACAAUAUUUGCAACCCCAUCAGUACAGUGAUGUUCAUUUUGUAGUUUUACUAGAUCUGUAGAGACAAAACGUGUGUAUUUGAUUUCCUUUUGAAAUUUCGCCUGGAUCUGUGGAGUUAUUGGAAUGACCACUGUAAGCUAACCACCGACUCCUUGUGCUAGUGGACUGUGUUUCUGGUGCCUACGUCGAGACUGUGGCCUGUUCUAUCUAAUUCUAAUUGUUACUUUUGUCCAGCCGCUGCACUGUUUACUACCUUGAAGCCAACAGUAUAUCUAGGUUGCAUUCAGCUUUUUCUUCUCAAUGUUGGAUGUCUGAUUUUGUACAAUACACAAAACACUUUCAUUGUCAUGGCAUAUUAUCUUAUGUAUGUAGGUUUUAUUCCCCGUAGAACUGACGUUUCAAUAUUUUGUCAUUUUAAUAGUUUGGUAGACAUGCCUUUUGCGUUGUUUAGAGAUAUCACUAACUUUGGAAAAAAUUAUUGGCCUACUCGUUUCAGCUUUUAGGAUAGAAAGCCUGUCACAUGUCUCUUGUAGCAGUACCUGCAAUGUGGAAUUUUUCCACCCUUUUUUUUCUGUUGAGAUAAUAAAUUAAAGUUUGUGAAAUGACAC
Messenger RNA from Aplysia californica (California sea hare), 2460 nucleotides. Its product is annotated as malate dehydrogenase, mitochondrial. Lineage: Eukaryota; Metazoa; Mollusca; Gastropoda; Aplysiida; Aplysiidae. Gene Ontology annotation, cellular component: cytoplasm; mitochondrion. The record is from RefSeq and is a predicted model, not a curated record. Gene Ontology annotation, molecular function: L-malate dehydrogenase (NAD+) activity. The coding region runs from base 75 to 1136 and encodes 353 amino acids. The transcript is spliced from 9 exons. Gene Ontology annotation, biological process: tricarboxylic acid cycle; malate metabolic process.